AAAGCAAUCGUUUCCGCUCUCGUGGACCCGGGUCCUCCCAGCAUUCAGGGCAUCGUGGAUUCACUCAAUUUCCCCAGGGGCAACAGUCACAUCGUUCACCUCCCCUCUGCACAGACAGUUUGGUCGGUAAUGGAGAAUGCGAGAAUCCCCGGUCGCCGAGGGCAAAGGACAUUCGGAGUUGGGUAGAGCUGCUCACGCUGGCACUGUAGAGAGUGACAUGGCGGUGACAUCUCUACCAGGAAUAAAUGGUGUCGGCAAGGCUCCAACAUGUUUCUUUUCCAACUCUCCCAGAGUUGUGGCCAGAGACCAACAGGAUUCGACGAAACUCAUGUCGCAUGCCAGGGCAGAUGCUCAUGUGGACACGCCCCUGCUUGGCAUCGAAAAUGGAGGUGUGCAUCCCCCACGUGCUUAUCACAGUUGUGUCCCACGAACUGCGGGAUGGGCAUCUCCGCGACAACGGCUGACGGCUUCAUGCAUUCGAUGGCCAUGGGUUCUUUUGCUAAAGAAUCCGAAGAGUAGCGGUAGGACUCGAAGUCUCCAGCUUCCCUUACCCAACCAUGUCUGGCACGCCUCCGUCACAGUGCUCAGGGAAAGGCGAAAAGAAACCGGUUUACGUUAACAGCAUUCAAAGGUCACAGUCACAGUCACGAUAAAAUAGCUCGCCAUCGAGCUCCUUCCACUUUGGGCUGUCAGUAAAUGCUUUCUUUGCCGUCCAAUUGCUCCCUUCUCUUGUCUCGGUUGAAGCGGUGAAGAUUCCUCCCAGCCACGAAGAAGAGCACGGCAGUUAGAUAGGUUAGAUGACUUCUCGUAGAUUCAUCGCAUGUUUUCCUUUCUUGUCUCAAAAAUACAUUAUCUGGUUUCAAAUCAGCUCGUUAU
Molecule: messenger RNA, 876 nt
Organism: Lindgomyces ingoldianus
Lineage: Eukaryota; Fungi; Ascomycota; Dothideomycetes; Pleosporales; Lindgomycetaceae
Exons: 1
Coding region: 137-619 (160 amino acids)
Source: RefSeq, a predicted model, not a curated record